Haliaeetus leucocephalus (bald eagle) is the source of this 2614-nucleotide messenger RNA. RefSeq names its product cryptochrome-1-like. Gene Ontology annotation, molecular function: FAD binding; DNA binding. The record is from RefSeq and is a predicted model, not a curated record. Gene Ontology annotation, cellular component: nucleus; cytoplasm. The coding region runs from base 280 to 2085 and encodes 601 amino acids. Gene Ontology annotation, biological process: circadian regulation of gene expression; entrainment of circadian clock by photoperiod. NCBI's taxonomy places the organism in Eukaryota, Metazoa, Chordata, Aves, Accipitriformes, Accipitridae. The transcript has 11 exons.
GGCCGGGCCAGCCCCCGCCGCCGCGGGACUCCGGGAGCAACCGGACGCCGGGCCCGCUGCGCCUACGGGCCGAGGGGCAGGAGGAACAGGAGCAGCGCAUUUGGAUUCGGAUGGUGACACUCUGAGGACCACUGCAGAUCUCUGCUUGCAGAGAGAAAUGCUUAUCAGCAGGAGAGCCGUGAUCAGCGAUUGUGUGGCAUCCUCUCUUCGGGGCAAUAUGUUGUAAAGACCCUGGAGCAUCAGCCAGGUAACCCUUGGGGUCUGAGGAGAACAGCCAGGAUGCCACAUCGCACCAUUCAUCUUUUCCGGAAGGGACUUCGGCUUCACGACAACCCAACGUUGCUGGCCGCGCUGGAGUGCUCGGAGGUUGUCUACCCUGUCUACAUCCUGGACAGAAAGUUCAUGACGUCCGUGAUGCACAUAGGAACCCUGCGGUGGCAUUUUCUGCUGCAGUCCCUGGAGGAUCUCCAGAAAAACUUGUAUCAGCUGGGCUCUUGCUUGCUGGUUAUUCAAGGGGAGUAUGAGUCUGUUCUUAGAGAUCACAUCCAGAAGUGGAAUAUCACACAAGUGACUCUGGAUGCAGAGAUGGAGCCAUUUUACAAGGAGAUGGAGGCCAACAUACGACGUCUGGGAGAAGAGCUGGGGUUUGAGGUGCUUUCUUUGGUGGGCCACAGUCUUUACAAUACCAAACGGAUUUUGGACCUGAACAGUGGGACUCCCCCAUUAACAUACAAGAGGUUCCUUCGCAUUCUGUCUCUGCUCGGUGACCCUGAGGUGCCUGUACGAAACCUUACAGCUGAAGACUUCCAGAAAUGUAGGUCCCCUGACCCGGGCCUUGCUGAGUGUUACAGGGUGCCUCUCCCUGUGGAUUUGAAGAUACCUGCGGAGAGCCUCUCUCCCUGGAGAGGAGGAGAGACCGAAGGGCUACAGCGCUUGGAGCAACACUUGACUGACCAGGGCUGGGUGGCAAGUUUUACUAAACCGAGAACAAUCCCAAAUUCGCUGCUUCCAAGCACAACAGGCCUGAGCCCAUAUUUCAGUGUGGGCUGUCUGUCAGUUCGCACCUUUUUUUAUAGGUUGUCAAACAUUUAUGCUCAGGCCAAGCAUCACUCUCUGCCCCCGGUGUCGCUUCAAGGGCAGCUUCUGUGGAGGGAAUUCUUCUAUACGGUGGCAUCAGCAACACCAAAUUUCACCAAAAUGGCUGGGAACCCCAUCUGCCUUCAGAUCAGUUGGUAUGAGGAUGCGGAGCGGCUCCACAAAUGGAAAACGGUAACAAGAUGCAUUGCCACAACUGCUGUGUUUCAGUUUAGUUUUUCUAUUGCCUUGGGAUUGGUCUCUGCUGGCUGCUUACAGCAGUGUGUAGGGAAGAAGUGUAAUGAAACUGUCAGUGGGAGGGCUGAUGUUUCUUUUCUGCUGCAGGCACAGACAGGGUUCCCAUGGAUCGAUGCGAUUAUGACCCAGCUGCGCCAGGAAGGCUGGAUCCAUCAUCUUGCUCGGCACGCUGUUGCCUGCUUCCUGACACGGGGGGACCUUUGGAUCAGCUGGGAAGAGGGCAUGAAGGUGUUCGAAGAGCUGCUGUUAGAUGCUGACUACAGCAUCAACGCAGGGAACUGGAUGUGGCUGUCGGCCAGCGCAUUCUUCCACCAGUACACGCGGAUCUUUUGCCCCAUCCGCUUUGGGAAGCGCACAGACCCUGAGGGGCAGUAUAUUCGGAAAUACUUGCCUAUACUAAAGAACUUUCCCUCCAAGUACAUCUAUGAGCCCUGGACAGCAACUGAAGAGGAGCAGAAGCAAGCAGGGUGUAUCAUAGGUCAAGAUUACCCCUUCCCAAUGGUGAACCACAAGGAAGCCAGCGACCACAACCUGCAGCUGAUGAAACAGGUCAGAGAGGAACAGUACAGAACAGCCCAGCUCACGAGAGAUGAUACAGAUGACCCAAUGGAAAUGAAGGUAAAGCGUGACCACUCUGAAGAAAAUGUAUCAAAAGGAAAAGUGGCCAGGAUGACAGAACAAACCAAGAUCCCAUCAGGGAUUACUCAUUGGGAACCAAAAAAUGGCAAAAGGGGAGAGCCAGAGGCCAGCUGAACUGGACAAACUGUACACAGUGCUUUGCCCCGCAAAUGGUGCCUCUUAUUGUGAACUGACCUCCAAGAAAAGUGUCGUAUCUUGAAUGUGUUUGUUAGUGUAGUUAUUUUGAAUGAAAUUGUGUGUCUGUGAGUGGCUUACAAGCCAUUUGUUGCAGCAGUUGGGUAAAUUCAGGUGGUGACUGGUUGGCUGGUUUUGGCUGGGAUAGAGUUAAUUUUCUUCACAGUAGCUAGUAUGAGGCUAUGUUUUGGAUUUGUGCUGAAAACAGUGUUGAUAACACAGGGAUGCUUUCGUUACUACUGAGCAGUGUUUACACACAGUCAAGGUCUUUUCUGCUUCUCACACUGGGAGAGUGUAGGCUGGUGGUGCACAAGAAGUUGGGAGGAGGCACAGCCAGGACAGCUGACCCCAGCUGACCAAAGGGAUGUUCCAGACCACAUCACGUCAUGUGCAGCCUAUAAAGCUGGGGGAAGAAGGAGGAAGGGUGAAUGUUUGGAGUGAUGGCGUUUGUCUUCCCAAGUCACCGUUA